AUCCAGCAUCAGUACCGACGAUGAAGUUGUUCACGGUUCUUGCAUUGGCGGCAACAUUGGCGGUUGCAACCGCUGCCUUCGUGCCAAAUACCAACCAGGUUAAAUACGCCGACAAGGAAUGGCUCCACAAACAGGAAGAUCUGCUUCUGUUGUUCCGCCAUGUGUACCAAAAAGACUGGAACCCACAGUUGGUAGCCUACGCUAAGAAUUUCAUGGUGGAAAAGAACUUCCAUCUGUAUCAGAACGAAAAUGCUGCCAAGGAGUUUUGGACUUACUACAGCCAUGGAAUGCUCCCGAAGGGUGAGGUGUUCUCAGUGUUCAACGAAGUGCACCGCGAGCAAGCAGUCGCCUUGUUCCACUUGUUCUACUAUGCAAAGGACUGGGACACUUUCUACAAGACCGCCGCCUGGGCCCGCUAUUAUAUCAAUGAAGGUAUGUUCGUGUACGCCUUGACCGUUGCUGUGACACACCGUCAGGAUUUCGCUGGAUUCGUACUACCCGCUCCGUAUGAAAUCUACCCGUACUAUUUCAUCAACACGGAGGUGAUCCAGAAAGCCCAGCAAUACAAGAUGCAGGGAUAUUACGGCAUGAAGAAGGUUGGCGAUGUCUACACUGCUGUCGUUACAAACAACUACACCGGAUGGUAUAUGCAUACGAACCCAGAGCAGAAGAUUUCGUACUUUACUGAAGACAUCGGGCUGAACACUUACUACUACUAUUUCCACAUUGACUAUCCAUUCUGGAUGGGAGGAAAGGAGUUUGGUUUGUACAAGGAUCGCCGAGGUGAGCUGUAUCUAUACGAGCAUCAGCAGCUGUUGGCUCGCUACUAUUUGGAACGCCUAUCGAACGAUAUUGGUCACAUCCCGGAAUUCUCUUGGUUUUGGCCAAUCAAAACCGGAUACUAUCCAGAUCUCCAAUACUACAACGGACAUACUUUCCCGAAUCGUGAUAACUUCUACUUUGUGAACCAAGAAACCAACUACUACGACAUUCAGCUUAUCGGUGAUUACGAACAUCGCAUCCGCGAAGUGAUCGAUCGUGGAUUCCUGCUGAUGCCCGACGGUAAGUUGAUCAACUUCACCACAUCGGAAGCCAUUGACUACCUUGGCAAUCUGAUCCAGAGCAACCCCGAUAGUUACGAUAGCCGUUUAUACAAGUACUUGAGCAUGUUCUCCCGUAUCCUAAUGGGUGCUGCCGUUGAACCCGUUGAGCCUUACCAAGUUAUCCCAAGUGUCUUGGAACAUUUUGAGUCAUCUUUGCGUGAUCCAGUGUUCUAUCAGAUCUACAAACGCAUCAUCCACUACUACUACCAAUUUAAGGAUCACCUGCCAUCGUACACCUACGAAGAGCUGUACUUCCCAGGCGUCAAGAUCGACGAUGUCGUUGUCGACAAAUUGGUAACAUACUUCGAUCGCUUCGAUGUAGACAUCACUAACGCCAUUGACAUUGAACCUGAGGCAUACGUUGAGGGUAAGUACGAUGGAUUCGGUGAGAUUGAAUACAAACCGGAUCCAGUGGUUAUCAAAGCACGUACCAUUCGCUUGAACCACAAGUCAUUCACCUACAAAAUGAGCGUCACUUCGGAGAAGGCUGUCAAAUCAGUUAUUCGUGUUUUCAUCGGACCUAAGUACGAUGAAUUCGGAUCCCAAUACUUGUUGAACGAAAAUCGUGAAAAUUACUACGAGCUGGAUUACUUCAUGUACGAUUUGGUAACGGGCAAGAAUGUUAUCACCCGUAAUUCUCUCAACUUCAAUGGUUACGUCAAGGAUCGCACUUCGUUCUAUGAGCUGUACAAGAAGGUCAUGCUGGGCUACAAGGGUGAUGAAAAGUUCCCGCUGGAUAUGUCCGAAGCUCACUGCGGCUUCCCGAACAGACUGAUGCUACCGAAGGGCAAGAAGGGCGGUAUGCCGUUCCAGUUCUUCUUCAUGAUCUCACCGUACUACGCUCCAGAGGUGCAGCAAUAUACUGGUUUCGACCCGGUCGUGUCCUGUGGAGUCGGAUCCGGUGCGCGGUACUUCGACAAGCUGCCAUUCGGUUAUCCCUUUGACCGCAAGAUUGAUGAAACCUACUUCCACGUGCCGAACAUGUUCUUCGAGGAUGUGGUGAUCUUCCACAAGAAGGAAGGCGAUGUCAACACUGUUAUUUAAACAAAAUUCGAACGCUUCAACGAUUUAGACAUUAAGUCUACGAAAUUAGAUUUUCCACAUCGCCUCGUGGCCAAUGCGGGGAAUCUAGAUUCGUUUAUGCUAUAAUGUGAUAUUGUUUGUAAUAAAAAGAUGAGCGAACUAAAAAAA
Messenger RNA from Ochlerotatus camptorhynchus, 2294 nucleotides. Its product is annotated as hexamerin-1.1-like. The transcript has a single exon. The coding region runs from base 21 to 2147 and encodes 708 amino acids. The record is from RefSeq and is a predicted model, not a curated record. NCBI's taxonomy places the organism in Eukaryota, Metazoa, Arthropoda, Insecta, Diptera, Culicidae.